Molecule: messenger RNA, 1128 nt
Organism: Colletotrichum spaethianum
Lineage: Eukaryota; Fungi; Ascomycota; Sordariomycetes; Glomerellales; Glomerellaceae
Exons: 4
Coding region: 1-1128 (375 amino acids)
Biological process (GO): DNA-templated transcription
Cellular component (GO): nucleus
Molecular function (GO): zinc ion binding; DNA binding
Source: RefSeq, a predicted model, not a curated record
AUGAGAGCUGAGAAGACUGCCAAGCGAGAAGCCGACAAGGCAAAGCGCAGCGCGUCCGUCGCGUCCGUCCCGCGGGGGCCAUCCGCGCCAGCACUUCGGAAACCUGCAGACGAAUGGGAGUUCCUCCCGCCGCUUCCUGAGAUAAUCGACGCUGUCCACAUAUUCACGCGCAAGUACUUUCAGCUAGGCUUCAUCCCGAAGGAGCUAUUUCCACUACAGCUUCAGCGAGACCACCGCUCCGUCAGCGUCUUUCUCCUGCUCGGCAUUCUCAGUGUCUCUGCCCGCUUCUCGCCGGCCUUGGCCCACAGGUACCAAGGGGAAAUGAAGGCCGUCGAUUACUUCAUGGAGCGAGCCAGUACCAUGGCGUUGGACGAGUUGUAUCAGGAACCUACGCUAGAGCGUUGUCAGGGCUUCUAUCUACUGAGCCUUGCCCAGCAAGGGAGUGGGUGGAGAAACCGGAGCUAUAUCAAUAUCGGCAUUGCUACUAGGAUGGCCGUGUUGAUGCAUCUGCAUCGCGAGGAGUUCUACAAGAUGAAAAACCCUACUAGAGAAAUGAUUAUCAGGGCGGAAUCGGCACGGAGAACUUUGUAUCAUAUGCGCAAGGCGCCUGCUAACCGCAUCACAGGCCAAGACAACCUUCAUUGCGGUGCCCUCUCGCCGGUUUCUCUCGCCGCGAACGACAUCACGGCGCUGCUUCCUAGCAAUGAGGAGGACUUUGCCUACGGUCGCGAGCCGCUGUCCCGCGCAGCCCUCGAAGACACACCGCCAGCGCGCGAGAAUCCGUCCCUGAUCCAUCAGCCGUCCCGGUCUCUAUUUGCGAGCCUGAUGCAGGCACACUACUAUUGGGGCAAGGUCGCCCGCAGGGCAAUGGCAACCAUGAAAAGCGCCAAGCCGUGGGAUCCGACGAGCGAGUACGCGAUCAUGGCGAAACAACUAAUGAACUGGGAACAACAGCUUCCGCAAGACCAUCGGUGGAGCAUGGUCCUGCUCAAGGGGCAUAAGUCGGUUGGCGAAGAUUUGGCUUAUUUGGGAGUUACCAUGAUCACAAAGCUCUGCAACAUCGUACUGAGAAGGGCGUAUCUGGACAAGUUCGUGUGCACUCGUCCUGUAUCUUUGUACAAGCUCUAA